AGCAAAGAGCAAAAGAGAGAGAGAGAGAGAGAAAUGGAGGAGCAGGAGCAGGAAGAAGGAGUCAUUAUGGUGGAGCUGGAAAGGUUUCUGAAGUGGGCAGCAGACCUUGGAAUUUCAGACUCCACCAAUGAUGAUUUUGAUGCCCACACUGACACUCGUUCUUGUGGCUGUUUGGGCCAUUCUCUGUCCCUCUCUUAUUUUCCUCAAGCAGGAGGUCGAGGUUUGGGUGCUUCGCGUGAUCUUAGAAAAGGAGAACUCAUUCUCAGAGUUCCCAAAUCUGCUUUCAUGACCAAAGAUACCCUUUUCAACAAACUCUCUCUUCCUCUCCAAAAACUCAACACUCACGCUUCUUCUCUCUCCUCCACUCAGAUAUUCACUGUCUGCUUAUUACACGAAAUGGGUAAAGGAAAGAGUUCAUGGUGGCACCCUUAUCUCAUCCACAUGCCUCGCUCUUAUGAUCUUUUAUCAACAUUUUGUGAAUUCCACGUGAAAGCUCUGCAAGUUGAUGAUGCUAUCUGGGCUGCUGAAAAGGCCAUAUCAAAGGCUAAAUCCGAGUGGCAACAAGCUAAUCAACUCAUGGAACUACUUCAGCUUAAGCCUCAAUUUCUAACUUUCAAGGCAUGGCUUUGGGCUGCUGCAACUAUAUCCUCACGGACGUUGCAUAUACCAUGGGAUCAAGCUGGAUGUUUAUGUCCUGUGGGAGACUUAUUUAAUUAUGCUGCACCAGGAGAGGAGACAUUGGAUUCUGAAGAUGUAGACAGUUGGAUGUGUGCCUCAUCCUUUCAGGUCGCUUCUCUGUCAAAUGGCGACUGUACACAUAAGUCGGAUGUGGUGCAAUUCGAUCCUCAUUUUCAGAGGUUAAUUGAUGGUGGGUUCGAGGAGGAUGUUGCUGCAUAUUGCUUCUAUGCUCGGCAAGAUUAUAAAAAAGGAGAGCAGGUUCUUUUAUGCUAUGGGACAUACACAAAUUUAGAGCUGCUUGAACAUUAUGGGUUUAUUCUAAAUGAAAAUCCAAAUGACAAAGUGUUUAUUCCCUUGGAACCUGAAAUUUAUUCUUCCAGUUCAUGGCCAAAGGAGUCCCUAUAUAUUCAUCAAAAUGGAAAGCCAUCUUUCUCCUUCUUGUCUGCUUUGCGAUUAUGGGCAACCCCACCAAAUAAGCGGAGAUCUCUUGGACACCUUGCUUAUUCAGGCUCUCAACUCUCAGUAGACAAUGAGAUAGUUGUCAUGAAGUGGACAGCAAAGAAAUGCAAUACCAUUUUGAAGAAUUUGCCAACAUCAAUUAAAGAAGACAGUUUGCUACUAAGUGCUAUCAAUGAGAUCCAAGAUCUCGAUACUCUUUUGGAGCUUGGCAAGGAGUUUUCCACUUCUAGAGACGAGAUUCAGGCAUUCAUAAAAGCCAAUAAUUUGCAAAAUGUAGAAACUGGUAGUAACUUACUUUUGUCCAGGAAAACAAGAAGGUCUAUGGACAGAUGGAAUUUGGCUAUCCAGUGGAGGCUCAGAUACAAGAAAAUACUUCUUGAUUGUAUUUCUUAUUGCAGUGAAAUCAUUGAUUCUCUCUCGCCGAAAAAUAUUUCUACCUUGAGAAUUGAACAAGGCUGAGUUUGAUGCUCUCUCUCUCUCUCUGGAUAUCAAUGAACUUUAAUGGCUUGGAAGAGUAACCAUAAUAUGCCCA
Messenger RNA from Quercus robur (English oak), 1669 nucleotides. RefSeq names its product protein SET DOMAIN GROUP 40. The record is from RefSeq and is a predicted model, not a curated record. Gene Ontology annotation, biological process: peptidyl-lysine monomethylation. Lineage: Eukaryota; Viridiplantae; Streptophyta; Magnoliopsida; Fagales; Fagaceae. Gene Ontology annotation, molecular function: protein-lysine N-methyltransferase activity; protein binding. The transcript is spliced from 5 exons. Bases 34 to 1596 code for a protein of 520 amino acids.